UUCCUAAGGUCAGGCAAGAGCAGCCCUGUAACAGGAAGAAGCUUUCAGAUCUCCCAACAAGCCUUCAGCUGAGUGAUUCACUUGUUGCUGGGGAAACUUAAUGCCAUGAAAGCAUUCGGUUUAGGGAAGUUAUGGUGAAAAAACAGAUUGCUUUUAGUUUUUUCUUGAUGGCUGCUGCUGGUAUAAAAUGUAGAAAAUGUGUUGUCAUUAGGUGCUGUCUAGUUGGCUCCAACUCAUAGCGACCCUAUGUACAACAAAACGAAACAUUGCCGGGUCCUGGGCCAUCCUCACAAUCAGAAAAUGUGUAAGUCAUAUUAAAAGCAAAACAUGGUACCAGCACAAAUGGUUUCUUUUCUGGCACAUUAUAAAGGCAAGGAAUUCAAGUCCUCAGGGGUUAAAUUCCAGUAAUUUCUUGUUUUUAAAUUUAAAGAUAAAGGAUUGUGUGGAAUAGUUGUUAAAAACGGAUUCAGAUUACCUAAGGGGAAAGUGGCAUCCAAUUUCCUAUUUUUGAAAUUUUAAGCUCUUUAAGCUCUGCUGAUAUGAGUAACAAGUGAUUUUGAAGUCUUUAUGUAGUAGCCAGGGAGGUGGAUUUGUACAGACUUAAGGAUGAAAAUAUGUAUAUAUAUAUAUAUAUGAUGGAAUGUCUUUUAAACUUAGGAAACUAGUGAUGAAAAAUGAAACAUUAUCCAAAACGCAUGUUAUAUUCAAAUUCAGAAUCUUCUUUUGUUGCAGUUUUUCCCCUCCUACUUAAUGACAGAGUAAUGCAUCUGUUUACAUGCAGCUUUUGCAAUACAAAGUGUACCUUGGAGUGACAUGACAAGCAAUGUGCCUGGCCCAAAAAGCGGGGGAGGAAGUGUCAAUCUAGAUGUACCAGCUUGAGGCUGAGUUGGGAGUGGUGCUUCUGCUCUUUCCUAUUUGAGGAAAUAUGGGAUGUAUAAAAUCAAAAAGGAAAGACAAUCUGAAUGACGAUGGAGUAGAUCUGAAGACCCAACCAGUACGUAAUACUGACCGAACUAUUUAUGUGAGAGAUCCAACGUCCAAUAAACAGCAAAGGCCAGUUUCAGAAUCUCAGCUUUUGCCAGGACAGAGGUUUCAAGCUAAAGAUCCGGAGGAACAAGGAGACAUUGUGGUAGCCUUGUACCCCUACGAUGGCAUUCACCCAGACGACUUGUCAUUUAAGAAAGGAGAGAAGAUGAAAGUUCUAGAGGAGCAUGGAGAGUGGUGGAAAGCGAAAUCCCUUUCAACAAAGAGAGAAGGCUUCAUACCCAGCAAUUAUGUAGCCAAAGUCAACACCUUAGAGACAGAAGAGUGGUUUUUCAAGGAUAUAACCAGGAAAGAUGCUGAGAGGCAGCUUCUGGCUCCAGGAAAUAGCGCUGGAGCCUUUCUCAUCAGAGAGAGUGAGACAUUGAAAGGAAGCUUCUCUCUGUCUGUCAGGGAUUAUGACCCUCUACAUGGUGAUGUUAUUAAGCACUACAAAAUUAGAAGUCUGGACAAUGGGGGUUAUUACAUCUCUCCACGCAUCACUUUCCCCUGUAUCAGUGACAUGAUUAAGCAUUAUCAAAAGCAGUCGGAUGGCUUGUGCAGAAGAUUGGAGAAGGCAUGCAUUAGUCCCAAACCACAGAAACCGUGGGAUAAAGAUGCCUGGGAGAUUCCACGGGAGUCCAUUAAGUUGAUGAAGAGGCUGGGUGCUGGCCAGUUUGGAGAGGUCUGGAUGGGUUACUAUAAUAACAGCACAAAAGUGGCUGUGAAAACCCUGAAGCCGGGCACCAUGUCAGUGCAGGCCUUCCUGGAGGAAGCGAACCUCAUGAAGACGCUGCAGCAUGACAAGCUGGUGCGACUCUAUGCUGUGGUCACCAAGGAGGAGCCCAUCUACAUCAUCACGGAGUACAUGGCCAAAGGCAGUUUGCUGGAUUUCCUGAAGAGCGAUGAAGGCGGCAAAGUCCUGCUUCCAAAGCUAAUUGACUUUUCUGCUCAGAUUGCGGAGGGAAUGGCAUACAUCGAAAGGAAGAACUACAUCCACCGAGACCUUCGAGCAGCCAAUGUCUUGGUGUCGGAGUCCCUGAUGUGCAAAAUCGCCGACUUUGGCCUCGCACGCAUUAUUGAGGACAACGAGUACACUGCACGGGAAGGUGCUAAGUUCCCUAUUAAGUGGACAGCUCCAGAAGCCAUCAACUUUGGGUGCUUCACCAUUAAGUCUGAUGUGUGGUCCUUUGGAAUUCUCCUGUAUGAAAUUGUCACCUAUGGGAAAAUUCCCUACCCAGGGAGAACCAAUGCUGACGUGAUGACUGCCCUGUCUCAGGGCUACAGGAUGCCCCGAAUGGAGAACUGCCCCGAUGAGCUCUACGACAUCAUGAAGAUGUGCUGGAAGGAGAAGGCAGAAGAGAGGCCCACGUUCGAUUACUUGCAGAGUGUCCUGGAUGACUUCUACACGGCAACAGAAGGGCAGUAUCAGCAGCAGCCUUAGCACACAGGGAGACUUGUGUCCAGGGCAGCCAUCCUGUUUCAAAAGAAGAAAUCACAAACACUGGCUGCACUAGUUAUUCAUGUACUCAGACCAUCAACCGUGCCUCGUUCCUGACAGCAGAGGCUAAGUUACUCAGGAAGAACACCCUCUACAUGGAAAAGGAUUCUCUUCUAGAUUAGGGUCCACUGGUUUACAGCUUGGACUGCUCCUCAGCUGGUCAUCUUGCUGUGCAAGACCAAUCUCUGAAUCCAAUCUUCUGAGAAGAGAACACCUGUUCUACCUAAAAUGCACCCACUCUGGCCCCGUAUAUACAACUGGACCUGUGACCCAAAGGUUCAGAGACCACUGCAACAAAUCUCAAAUAGUAGCAGAAUGAUACUCAUUUAUAACAUUGAAAUAACCCAAUGCUCAUCAUGGCACUUCUUUGUAAUUUCUGUAUGCUUUGGCUUAUUUUGAAAAAAUUUUUUUUUUACUAAUCCAACCUUUUAGAUUUUGCAGGUGAAGUCAGCAGCUUAAAAAUGUCUUUCCCAGAUUUCAGUGUUUUUUCCUUCCCCCUGGAAUUUGAGACUGUUAAUCAUUUUCCUUCCAUGGGGACUGCGCACACAGACCCGCAAGACUGGAAGCUGCAGAGGCACUUUCAUUCCUUCUGUAGAACUGUCAUUUGUGAGACUGCAAAGAGCCGUGGUAGGGGGUGCGGAUCUCAGCGACUUUGCAGGGCUCAGCCAGACCUCCAAGGAGAUGGAGAAGACACCACACCUUGCCUCAGAAACUGCUCUGUCUUAAAAAGGAAUGUUUCUAACAGUCCAGCUUUUCAAUUCCAUGACUCCCUUUUUCCCUAUAUACAGACUUUUUUGACAAUGUAGUAUGGAAAAACAAAAAGAGUCUAGUCUCUGCAGAACCUUAUAGGGGGAACUUCUAAAAGGGAAACAUAAGAAUUCUCUUUAUUGCUUCAAAUGAUUUGAAAUUUAUUUUAAUGAACAAAUAUUAAUUUUAGAUGUAUUCCAGAAAGUAAAAAUGCCGUGUUUUGGGCUAUUUUUGUGAUUCUGCAGUCUUUUUACACUGUAUAAUGUGUGUGAGACUACUUAUAGCCAAGUAUAUGAAGGAGUAUAAGUGACCAAGGCUCCAGUGAGCCACUGUAGCAAGGGAGACAAGAGGUUUUGUUUACUACAUUUUUCUACUGUAACCUUUGAAUGGAAAAUGCUGUAUCACAUUCACUUAUGGUGUCAUGUACAUACCUAAUAUUUUUAUUUUUUGAUUUUAUUUUAAUACAUCUGGCCCAAUAACAUUUCAAAAUUUUUACCUGUGUUUAACAUUUUAAACCAUCCUCAGCGUAAAAAGGAGUACCAGUUGGGGAGAAAAUGAGAGGUGAUUCCAUAUGGUUAGAUGGUUUAAAAAACGUGUACAAGUUCUACCUCUAGCCUUUGUUUUCAGGUAGAGAACUGGAUGGCCUGGACACCUGAACACCCCUUUAUGGAGGCAAAUAGAGUUUGCUUUCAGAUAGGCUGAACAAGCACCAUGAACAUUUCAUUUUGGUAUGUGUUGCCUAGGCCUUGGGUGGCAAGGGGAAAGGAUACAACAUUCCACUUUUCUCUAAAUUUUACCUUUUUUUCCUAUGUGUUUUUUUUUUGUCCUUUCUAAAAUGUUCUAAAAUUCUCAAUUCACAAGUGCCAUGUUCACAAAGAUAGACUAUUAUAAUCAUAUAAUGUCUGCUCUCCUGGUACACUUGAUUCACAAUGGUAUGUUUUCUACAGACACCCCCUCCAUUGGCAUUUUAUCUCGGAAUCACAAAUACUACACAAUAUAUUACCUGGGAAGGAAGUGUAAAGACUCUUUAAGACUCAAAGAAGUCUUUAGAAAAAUUGCUAAAUUCAUUUUCAGUUUGUUUUCUCCUCUCAACUCUGCUUCCUUUUACCAUUUUACUUUUGAUUUCCCGUCUCAGUCAAGUAUGUGAUCCUCAUCCCACAUGUCUCUUCCUUCAGCUCAGGCCUUAAUGCCCACUCUUAGCAUGUGCCAGAGCCCCAUGGUACUAAACACUUAAGGAACAGCAACUACAGUCUCUUCCUGUGGCAGCAGGAUUCUAGUCUCCUAAUGACUGACAAGCAAAGUGAGGGGCUGUGCAGGUGUUCUUAUUCAGAACUUCAAAAAACAGCAGUGCCCAUCUACCCUCCACCCAAGAUUCUGACUGCAUGUUGUGUAGUGUGUGUGUGUGUGUGUGUGUGUGUGUGUUAAAAGCUUCCUACAUGAAUAUAAUGCACACUCAGAGUUGAGAGCCAUCCCAUUGGUUUGACCCAUAUUUCAAAGCUAUCUACUCAAAGAAGCCCAGCAUUCUCUUUCAUCAGAGGGAUCGGUUUCCCGUGGGAGGGUGUAGAAGCAUAGGAAGAAGGAGAAAAUGUUUUAAUACUUGUGCACCUUUUUCCUUUCUGAUGAACAUGAAGCUCACUGAACCUAAAGUAAAAUUCAUAGGCUUGACACUGGUGUCUUUGAUAGAAGGGGCUACUGGUAAUUUUUAACUCCUCUGAGCAUGGGUCCCUGGGUUUUGCCAAAAUCCCAUUGCAGAGAGAACGUCAGCAAGCCACUGGAAACACACACUGCCCAGGCCUUCUUUUUAGGGGAAAUACUGCACACAGAAGCUGUGAGCCUUGUCUCAGCAUGUAUAAACAGUCAGUAGAAGGAAGGAUUAUAUUUAUCUACUUAGACAAUGGAAUAGACCCAGAACACUGAAACAUAAUUGUAAGUAUAAACACAUUUCCAAUUCUGCCUGUGGUGCCUCCUUUCCCUUUAUCUUGCUCUCACAAACUACAUUCAGUAGUGGUAGCUGCUAAAAGGUACUCAACACUGAAACACCAACAUUUUCAUUCAACUGAGUAAAAGAAAUCCUCAUCCUAUGGCUCAGUAACCCAACCCUUGAGAUUUUAAUUGCCACAUGCCACAGCCAGUUCGGCUUCAUGCUUUCUCAGCCAAAAGCAUCUCUCAGAUAAGCUCACACCAACCUCCUUUCACUUUAGUGUCUUCCUUUAUUUUCUACUUACGCCUAGAGGAAGGGAGAUUCCAGUUCGCUGCCUCCUACAUUUUGGCCACAUGAAGUCAAGAAUCUAAAAAGAUUGCAUGAAGACAAGACUUGCUGUGCUACCUGAUAGACAUGUGACUAUAAUACAAAGGUACCUAUACACCUACCAUUUACGCAGUGCCCUCGUUUGUGCUUGGCGCUUUAUAAAAAUUAACUCACACAAUAAUCCUUUAAGAUAUGGACAGCACUGUCAUUGUUUCACAGCUGAUAAGACAGGUUCUUUUAAAGCCACAGAGGGAAUAUACUGACUCUGCUUCAUGUUGUUUCCUUAUGAAAUAAAACAAAUGAAAUGCCUUUGUAGUGGAAUCUCCCUGACUCAGUGGGAUGUUCUAAAUGGGCAGGGGAAUUACUUACAGAAUGCUCCACAAGAGUCCACCCAGAGGUGAGGGAAAAUGUUCCCUUAGUUUUUUAGUUGUGGAGGAAAAGUUGUGCAAAAAUUCAUCUCACCAUUCACACUUUUAAAGAUAAUUUAUAGAGGCUACACUUUUGAAUAAAGUGUUUUGAUAACGUUGCUCCAUUUUAUAACAUGAAGGUGUAUUAAAACAUAACAUUUGAUGUCAGAAAGUUCUAAUCAGGUAUAUAUGUAGGAGAAGUUCUAUUUCCUGAGUUCUUAUGAAUCUUAGUACUUAGGAGUGCCAGAAAUACUUCCAAGAUGGCCACAGUAUGAUCUUGAGUAUGUCCCUUAAACCUAGAAAUGAUAGGACAAUCUUAGUGGCCUCCAUUUCUAGAUCAUUGGAAAGAUAUUACAAAUAAUCUGGAUUGGCCAAAGUGCAAUGUUAACACAGAACUUCUAGAAUCAAAAGUGGCCUUAUCUAUGACAUCAAAAAUAUCUGUGAUUUUUUUUUUCAUUAAGUUGGACUUGGACAAUAGGUCUUUAAUCCCUUCUCUGCUAUCCUUGGGAUCAGAUGUAUUUUUUAUUUCUUUUUUUGGAUUCAUAAUUUUAAUACAAUGAAUAUAUAGAAUGUUUAAUGGUAAAACCUCAGUGACAACUGGGGAAGGAAACUAAUCAAAUCAAAUAUUUUUGCAGAGAAAUGCCUGAAAAUUCACACUAACUGGAAUGAUUAUAGCCUAUAAAUAUCAUCAGGUCAAAUUUUGCACCAAAUAAGUUUAAAAAAAAAACAAAAAACUUUCAGAU
Messenger RNA from Trichechus manatus latirostris (Florida manatee), 6666 nucleotides. It is a transcript of the gene LYN, whose product is annotated as LYN proto-oncogene, Src family tyrosine kinase. Gene Ontology annotation, cellular component: extrinsic component of cytoplasmic side of plasma membrane. NCBI's taxonomy places the organism in Eukaryota, Metazoa, Chordata, Mammalia, Sirenia, Trichechidae. Gene Ontology annotation, biological process: regulation of B cell receptor signaling pathway; platelet degranulation; positive regulation of dendritic cell apoptotic process. The coding region runs from base 926 to 2464 and encodes 512 amino acids. Gene Ontology annotation, molecular function: signaling receptor binding; ATP binding; non-membrane spanning protein tyrosine kinase activity. The record is from RefSeq and is a predicted model, not a curated record. The transcript has 13 exons.